AUGAAGAGUCAACAAACUAAAGUCCACUCAGCUUACUUUACCACCAGUAUCUUCCGCCGGUUCCAGGAUCAGAUCCAUCAGUGGUACCCCAUUCUGCAUUCUGAUUUCACGUUCCAUUUCUUCGAGUCCAAAGCUGCCGGCUUUCCUUACUCUACAAUAUCGUGCCUAUCGCUCCUUGUUGCAGCGAUUGCAAGUCUAGUCGAUGGUCGACCUCACACCUCACACUAUGAAGCUGCCUUGUCGAUGAUGCCAAUAGCCAUCCAGGAAUGCAGCAUUACAACACUCAGUGAGGCAUCCAUGCAUUUGAAUCUACCAUACUUCGGCAAAAGGCUUCGCUGCGGGGUGACAACUACUCCAUUGCCAACAAGCACAUGCAUGUGGGAUCACUUUGGUGACUCGAAUACACCCUCGAGCUCAUCUUUGUUCGGAACUCUUCAAGAUAGCGAAGCUUAUUCACCAAAUGAAACGCUCCAAUCACUGUUCAACUUUUGUACCGAGAUAAAUUUACAACAAGUGCUGAAUGGCUAUGCUAGCUCAGCAACAGAGGUGCUGAGUACAUAUGACGACGGCUCUCCCCAUACGGAGAGGAAGGCAAAUCCAAGCCAUGCACUGGGCUCUUUACCAGAUAGUUUUUCUCCAGACAAUGGCCUCGAGUCUCAGAACAUUAAUGGUCCGAUUUGCCGAGCUAAGUACCAUAUGUAUGAGGUGUCAAUCUACUGGCCGGUGAUAUACCGUAUCAUACUUGAUGGAUUCGCAGACAGCGAGUUACUACCAUACGGCCGCCUGUUCUUUGAAUCGGUAACCAGCUUCCUUGGUGCAGCUAAAAUCGCCCUUCGGGUAUGUCUCCCGAAGGCCUGGUUCCUGUGUGCAAGGUUUGUGCUUGCAAUUCCGCUUUUCUGUUCUUGA
Penicillium canescens is the source of this 906-nucleotide messenger RNA. RefSeq lists its product as uncharacterized. The transcript is spliced from 2 exons. Bases 1 to 906 code for a protein of 301 amino acids. The record is from RefSeq and is a predicted model, not a curated record. Lineage: Eukaryota; Fungi; Ascomycota; Eurotiomycetes; Eurotiales; Aspergillaceae.